CUUUAAACGUAAUCUGCACCGCGUGUCUCCUUCAUUCAUUGAGAGGCUGUGUAACUGCGUUCACUUACUGAGUUUUCAUACUGUAUACUGACAGCUUUUAUGGUUGUCUUUGGGGUUUUCGUGCUUGGCUUCUUUUGGCCUCUCUGGAGCUUCCUGGCAGCUGAGACAAGGGAGGAAGCUUUUUCAGGGCGUCAUCUGAUUGGACCACAUCAGCCAAUCAUUGCCUUUCUGGGGGAUGACGUCAUCCUCCCGUGUUCCGUGGCACCCGAUUACGAUGUCAGGGGUCUGACGGUGGAGUGGUCGCAGCCCGACCUGAAGCCCGACCCCUCGGACCGCCUCGGCAACGUGGAGUACGUCUACGUGUACCGGCGGCGGAGGGAGGAGGUGGACAUGAAGCUGCCGGCGUUCGUCGGGAGGACGGCGCUGUUCCGGGAAGAGCUGAAGGUCGGAAACAUCUCGUUAAAGAUCAGCAACGUGACGCUCGCUGACGCCGGGAAGUACCGAUGUUUCAUCCCCAAGCUGGAGGGCGGGGUGAAGGAGGCGCUCGUCCUACUCGUUGUUGAACCGAAAACCAACAGCACGUUGAUGACAGAAUCACAAACGCCUCCCCAAACCCCAGAUCAGAACCAAGAUCAGAACCAAGAGACGGACGAUGAUGAAGGUCGUCCAUUGUGGAUCCUGGCCGUUUGCACCAUACUCGGGCUGGCGGUUGGAGUAUAUCUCCUUCGGAAUGGAUGUGGAUGUCAGAAGAAAACUAAAUGUAAUCUUUAUGAAUCCGCUUCCUGACGUCCCGCAGGAGGACGUGACAGGACUCUAAAUCCCUGAGAUAUUCACUCUCUCCGUUAGAGGAGAUGGACGUCACAGCGUUCCUGGUUUAAGCUAUUUCUCUUUAAAUCCACCGACAGACGAAACGAAUGACUUUUGUGAGGUUCGGUUUUAUUUCAGUCGACCCUUUAUGUAUUGUUUCCUAUUUAAGGAAAGAGGACAUCUUGUUUUCCACUCUAUUUUUCCCCAGCACUAAGAUGCCUGUUGGCCUGAAAGUUUGUGGGAUCAAACAUCCUCGUUCAAACUAUUUUUUGCACUUCUAAAUUAAAUGAGGUUGCACCUCUCAACGUAAAGUAGAGGUUAGCAUUCGACGUUAGCUUGCUAAAACCUCACCUGUGUUCAUAUGGAGUUCUACAUCUGCCUUUGAUUGCUGUUUGAUAAGGAAAAUAACAUAACAUGCCUCCAAAAGCAACAACUAAAUUAAAAUCCUGACACUUAAACACAAUACAUGUAUAUGCAAUUAUCUGUUAGCGGUUAGCUUAGCAUAAGCAGGUAUGUCCCCCUCCUCUAACCCUGAAACAGGCAGCUACUUUUCUGCAUGUACGCAGACGUUUGUGAGAGGAGAAGUUGGGCAUUUUUUUUAGAAACCUUCUUUUAUGUUACUCAGUGAAGCCGGGUCAUUUUAAGUUUUAGCGGUGCAACCUGACUUAGCGAAUCUAAAGCAGUGGAAGCUAAAGUGAAGAAUGUUCUGUCUGUUCUGUGUUAUUUAUUAUUCUGUAAGGUGUAAUUUACACCCAGGGAAAAAGAGGGAAGAGUCCCUUCUCCUGAUCAUAUUAUUUACCACUUUGUGGAAGUUUUCUAGGAUAUGAUGUUCUGCUGCUCUGUAUUUUUUUAUAACGACUGAUGGUCAGCCCGUAUGGACGGCCUUUACUGCUGGUUAAGUUCCUCUCUGUUUGAGCACGGAAUACAAAGUGGAAUUUAAAGGAGUCCCUUUUUAAGGGUCUUCAGAAAAUGUUGACAAGGCAUGCUGAAAAUAAAGACGUGUUUUUCAAA
Messenger RNA from Eleginops maclovinus (Patagonian blennie), 1818 nucleotides. RefSeq names its product myelin-oligodendrocyte glycoprotein-like. Gene Ontology annotation, molecular function: signaling receptor binding. Gene Ontology annotation, biological process: regulation of cytokine production; T cell receptor signaling pathway. The transcript is spliced from 4 exons. NCBI's taxonomy places the organism in Eukaryota, Metazoa, Chordata, Actinopteri, Perciformes, Eleginopidae. The record is from RefSeq and is a predicted model, not a curated record. Gene Ontology annotation, cellular component: external side of plasma membrane. Bases 100 to 786 code for a protein of 228 amino acids.